Messenger RNA from Penicillium atrosanguineum, 1854 nucleotides. RefSeq lists its product as uncharacterized. The transcript is spliced from 2 exons. Lineage: Eukaryota; Fungi; Ascomycota; Eurotiomycetes; Eurotiales; Aspergillaceae. The coding region runs from base 1 to 1854 and encodes 617 amino acids. Gene Ontology annotation, molecular function: protein binding. The record is from RefSeq and is a predicted model, not a curated record.
AUGAUCGCAACCUCGCCCCCAACAGAUCCCCUUGCCAUCUUACCCCCGGAAAUUGUGCUGCAAAUCUUGGACUUCGCUCCUAUCUCCGCUCUUGCGUCCUUGACAGCCGUUUCCCGCGCAUGGCACCAACUUAUCGACGUCACCCACCAAGAAGCCAUCUACUCCUCCGAAACCAAAACCACGAAACAGUCCGGAGGUGGACGUGAUCUCUCAGCUAUACCAGAACCUUCAAGCUUCUGCAGACUUUUUGAAGGCACCACAUCAUGGAAGGACCUUUGCAAGCGACAAACGCUACUCGCCAGCAAUUGGGCUAACCAGCGUCCAGUCACUCGGGAGUCGGUGUUGCAGGUCGGCAAUGAUCCCGUUUGGAGAUUUCGUGCCGAUUUUCAACGCCGAUUUUUCGUCUCCACCUCACACGCCGGUGGCUUGAAUGUCACCGAUAUGGAUACCGGCCGGAUUUUAUGGCGACUGCCCUCUACACUGGUUCGGGAUGAAUUUGCGGUACGCCCUUACGCCCAUCUGGAAUACCAAGAUGGAUUGGCUGUAUUUGACCGCGAAGGAGACGCUGUAGAAGUCUGGCAGGCCGGUUUGGAAGGUGCAGCUCGUGGAGAGUUUCGACGCGUUGCAAUCUUGAACCACGACUGUCAAACACGAGGAUUCCAACUCUCUUACUCGACCCUGUGUGUUGUCUCGAAUCAAGGGCACGGGUUCGUAUAUGAUAUGACCGAGCGUCCACCCAGGUUGAUUACGCAGAUCGACAUUGAUCAUGGCGCCGUUGGUCAUUUAGAUCAAUGCGAGGAUGCUGUAAUCUAUUCUCUCGGCGCCCAGGGCUAUCAUGUCCAUGACAAGAAGUCAGGUAAACUUCUUGGCGUCCUACAGCCGUCCCAUGUUUCCGAAAAAUACCACAUUCGGCCACCUGCCAUCCCAUCUCUUUCUGCGAGUUCGACCUUGGCAGGGGCUGCACGGAACGGGCUGGCAUCGCAAUACCUCCCGUCCGAAGCCCCCCGCAAAGACUGUUUAAAACCCAUAGCGCUCGUGAAAGGUCCAUUGCCACCACCGAGCGAACCUGAUCAUGUCUAUCACCGAGAAGAUGAGUGGGGGGCUGGCAUGCUUAACGGUGAUCUUUUUGUUGGUUUCUCCCGUGCGGGUCGGGUGUUUUUGUGCUCAAGCUGGCGAAAGGCUCUUCAGGACCAAGCUAGCUUCGCCAAAAAUAGCUCUAUUAUUGAAUGUGAAUCGGAUGGAACAAGCUUUGACCUGGGCGGCUGGCUAUCUGUGCGCAACCACCGUGUGAUGUUUGAAAUACAGGACCACAUUUAUGUCAUCGCACUUGAUGAGCAUGACAAAAUUCAAAAAACCAAUCGACCUGCUCGUGCAUCGUACUCACUUGUCACAAGCUCUGCUCCGCAGCUAGCCGUGCCUGUCAGCUUUAUGGCCCUCUACGACGAUGCGAUCAUGACCACGUACACUACCCUCGGCUGGCGCCAAUCUCUCUCGAACAUUCCGGGCGGCGCUCCCCCUCCGCAACGCCAAAAUGUCGCUCGCAUUUUCCCAACCAAGACCAUUCGCAUUGUCAGUUUGGCUCCUGACCUCUCCAAAUGCAAAUUUACCACCAGUUCUGAAAGUGAAGAUCCCGAAGAAUCGAAUCUUGAAUCCCCCAAUCGGUCGGACCCGGCAGUUGAAGGGAUUUGGCGCUCGCAGGCCGGAUUGCUACAGUUGUUCAGUAUGCUUGGUGACGAGUUUGGAGAGCAGGAUGACGAUGAUGAUCAUGAACUGGGUAACUUUGCCGCAGACUUGCACGACGAUGAUAUAGACGAGGAGUGGGAGGAUUUGGAUGAGAACGAGGACACUGCAUGA